AUGGACAUACCUGCUAACGAAUCCGGGAAGAAGAUGGCGGCGAGCUUGGCCUUGGAGGUGUCGAUAGCGUGGGUCAGAGAGGAGGUUGAGGACGGGAGCGGAUGCAAGUCUGGGAGCCGAGGGCGCGGACGAGAGCGGAUGUGGGUCUGGGAGCCGAAGGGGCUGACGGGAGCGGAUGCGGGUCUGGGAGCCGAGGGCGACGUUGCAUAUAUAUGUCUUCAAAAUUUGGCCAUCGAGAUAGAAAGGAAAGAAACAGAGAAGGCUGAGCAGAUGGAUCAAGUAAAUAUUCAUGUUAGCAAACACACCAUAGAUAGAAGAUGGUUGCUUGAAGGAAUGACUGCUCUUGUCACUGGUGGAACCAAAGGCAUCGGAUGUGCUAUUGUGGAGGAAUUGGCGAGGCUAGGUGCAACGGUCCAUACUUGUGCUUGGAAUGAAGUCCAACUCAAUCAGCGAUUGAGUCAAUGGAAGACCAAGGGUUUUCAUCAAGUCACUGGUUCGGUCUGUGAUUUGGUCUCAAAGCCCCAACGAGAGGAGCUCAUGUACAAGGUCUCAUCAUUGUUCGAUGGGAAACUAAACAUCCUUAUAAACAAUGCGGGAACCAAUAUAUCAAAGCCCACAGCUGACUACACAGCUGAAGAUUACUCAUUUCUUAUGGGAACCAAUCUUGAAUCUUCUUACAAUAUGUGCCAACUCGAACAUCCUCUCCUCAAAGCUUCAGGAGCUGGUAACAUUGUUCUUAUAUCUUCUAUUGCUGGUGUGGUAUUAGUUGGGGGAUGUGGUAGUAUCUAUUCUGCCAGUAAAGGAGCAAUUAACCAAUUGGCAAAAGUCUUGGCUUGCGAGUGGGGAAAAGACAAGAUUAGGAUCAACAGUGUCGCACCUGGGUUCAUACGAACUCCCUUGACUGAAGAUAUUCUCAAUAACCAAACGAUGCUUGAGGCGAUUAACACUCGAAUACCUUUAGGCCGCCCUGGCGAGCCGGAAGAGAUUUCUUCCUUUGUGACAUUUUUGUGCAUGCCUGCAGCUUCAUACAUAACUGGGCAGACUAUUUGCAUUGACGGAGGGAUGACUGGUAAUGGCGUAAGCUUAUGUCGUCAAGGUUAG
This is a messenger RNA of Fragaria vesca subsp. vesca, 1101 nucleotides long. RefSeq names its product tropinone reductase homolog At1g07440-like. The coding region runs from base 1 to 1101 and encodes 366 amino acids. The transcript has 6 exons. Lineage: Eukaryota; Viridiplantae; Streptophyta; Magnoliopsida; Rosales; Rosaceae. Gene Ontology annotation, molecular function: oxidoreductase activity. The record is from RefSeq and is a predicted model, not a curated record.